AUGACUCCCCCACCCACCACCGCCGCCGUCCUGCGGCCGAUGCCACCGCCCACACGGCGGAGCCGCCUCCUUCCCUCCUUCCUCCUCGCCGCCCUCUUCCACUCCCUACUCUGCUCCUCCCAAAUCCCCCUCGCCUCCGCCCAGGAGUCCCAAAUCGAUCUACCCAAAAUCGAGGCGGCCGCCGCCGCCUUUGCCUUCGAGAACCCCAGUCUCCGGCAGGCCUACGUCGCCCUCCAGGCGUGGAAGCUCGCCAUCUUCUCCGACCCGCUCAAUUUCACCUCCAAUUGGACCGGCCCCGACGUCUGCUCGUACGGCGGUGUCUUCUGCGCACCAUCCCCCUCCAACGCCUCCGCCCGGGUAGUCGCCGGAAUCGACCUCAACCACGGCGACAUCGCCGGGUACCUCCCGGAUGAGGUCGGCCUCCUCACUGACCUCGCCCUCCUCCACAUUAACUCCAACAGGUUCUGCGGAUUGGUCCCCAAAACCUUCGGAAAAUUGAAACUCCUCUUCGAAUUAGAUCUGAGCAACAACCGAUUUGUUGGGGGUUUCCCCAAAAUCGUCCUCUCCAUGCCGUCACUGAAAUUCCUUGACCUGAGGUUCAACGAUUUCGAAGGCGGCGUUCCCAGCGAGUUGUUCGACAAGAAACUCGACGCUCUCUUUCUGAACGACAACCGGUUCCGGUUCGGGAUACCCGAGAAUCUCGGGAACUCGCCGGUUUCGGUUUUAGUCCUGGCGAAUAACAAUCUCGGCGGGUGUAUUCCGUCGAGCAUCGGUAAGAUGGGGAGAACUCUGAACGAGCUGAUUCUGAUGAACGACAAUCUGACUGGCUGCCUGCCCGCAUCGUUCGGGAAGCUUGACCAGCUGACCGUGCUCGAUUUGAGCUCCAACGGGCUGCAGGGCCCGUUGCCGGUGGAAAUCGGGCAGAUGAGGAACCUGGAGCAGCUGAACGUGGCGCGGAACAAGCUGACUGGGGAGGUGACAGCUGGCGUGUGCGGGCUGCCCAGGCUGCAGAAUUUCACGUAUUCCUUCAAUUAUUUCACGGGGGAGGCCGCCCAGUGCGGAAGGUUCGGCGGGGUUAGCGGGCGGGAGAAUUGUAUCCCGAAAAAGGCGGAUCAGAGGACGCCGGGCGAGUGCUCGUCGAGCGACGCCAAGCCAUUUGACUGCCGGAAGUCAAAGUGCAGCGGAGGGUUCACGCCGGUCACGUUCGCCGCCUCCACCGCCACCGAAAACCAAGUCUCCCCAGUCGCCUCCGCCACCACCUCCGCCUACACACGAAGUAUCUCCCGGAAGUCGUCUUCCACCGCCUCCGACACCUUCACCUCCGCCGCCUCCAACGAAACAUUACUACUCUCCGCCUCCGCCUCAAUCCAAGUCUUCCCCUACGACACAUCAUAA
Messenger RNA from Striga asiatica, 1395 nucleotides. The record is from the annotation of a GenBank genome assembly. NCBI's taxonomy places the organism in Eukaryota, Viridiplantae, Streptophyta, Magnoliopsida, Lamiales, Orobanchaceae.